Messenger RNA from Salvelinus fontinalis (brook trout), 2199 nucleotides. RefSeq names its product ubiquitin-conjugating enzyme E2 D2-like. The coding region runs from base 430 to 873 and encodes 147 amino acids. Gene Ontology annotation, cellular component: nucleus. Gene Ontology annotation, molecular function: ubiquitin conjugating enzyme activity. The transcript has 7 exons. Gene Ontology annotation, biological process: protein K11-linked ubiquitination; ubiquitin-dependent protein catabolic process. The record is from RefSeq and is a predicted model, not a curated record. Lineage: Eukaryota; Metazoa; Chordata; Actinopteri; Salmoniformes; Salmonidae.
AUGCAUAGCUAGCCAGCGGUUAGCUCCCUGUCAUGCUACUUGUUAUCGGGACGGAGAGGACAUCUUGUUGAUAACAUUUUGCGGAAGAACAGUUAUUUAUACAAGCUACGAAGGAAUAUAUAGGUUAAUGACGAUAAAGACGUGGUCGUCCGUAUUGACGUAUUUAAAGUGAAGAUUAGUUAGCUAGCUAUUUGUAAAGGAAUUGUUUGUUUUUUCGACGCCGCGGCAUACGCACAGCCGCACGUUAGCCAUCUAGCUAACGUUAGCAUAGCUAGCUAUAUUAGGGUCGACGCUUAAUUAACGUUAGUUAACAUUGAAUUUGUCUGUCCAGCUAGCUAGCUAGCCUGUGAUACCGUGUCAGUUGCCCAGUUGGGCAAACUCGGUGAAGAUUCGCAUUGCAAAAUUGAUUGCAAUUCUCUCGGAGCGAGGAUGGCGCUGAAAAGGAUCCACAAGGAGCUGAAUGAUCUGGCUCGUGAUCCUCCAGCGCAGUGCUCAGCAGGACCAGUGGGAGAUGACAUGUUUCACUGGCAAGCCACCAUCAUGGGUCCUAAUGACAGUCCAUAUCAGGGAGGCGUCUUCUUCUUGACUAUUCAUUUCCCUACAGACUAUCCUUUCAAACCCCCUAAGUUAGCGUUUACCACAAGAAUUUACCACCCCAAUAUUAACAGUAACGGCAGUAUCUGUCUGGAUAUUCUCAGAUCACAGUGGUCGCCGGCUUUAACUAUUUCUAAAGUUCUGCUCUCCAUUUGCUCCCUCUUAUGUGACCCCAACCCAGACGACCCUCUAGUACCAGAGAUUGCACGCAUCUAUAAAACAGAUAGUGACAAAUACAGCAGAAUAGCAAGAGAAUGGACGCAGAAAUACGCCAUGUGAUGACUGGUCUCGCGGAUCAUCGGAUGGAGAACGUCAUUGUAGCUGGAGUCAACUUCAAUUGCUGGUUUUCAUUAUUUUGUUCAUUUUUGUUAUUUGAAUUAGACUCAUUUUGCCCCCAUUUUUCACUCCUUCAUUCAUGUGCUAUUAAAAAGAUGGUGUUUGUUGCUCGGACGGUCGACGUUUCAUUUAAGUGGAGGGAAAAAAAACACCAAACAUUUUAAUGUAAGUCUUUUCAUGGGUUCUGAACUCUUCAUGUUGAGCAUGCGACAACAACUAAGAGGCCAGUCGGCCGUAUACGAUCAGACUAAACUACUAGUCUGCCUUCCAUCCAUGUUGUUCUGAGGACCUUGGAAGACACCUGACCGAACCGGACAGACGUGUCUCUUCAGGAUACGCCGACUGGUGUGUGAUGUCGUCGGCUGUGUCUGAAAUGGAACUCUAUUCCCCUAUGUUGUGCACUACUUUUAACCAGGGUUCUUCUAUGGGAGUAUCCCUGUGGAUCCUGGUCUACCAGGGGGAAUAUCCCGGUCUACCGGGGGAAUAUCCCUGUGGAUCCCGGUCUACCAGGGGGAAUAUCCCUGUGGCUCCUGAAUAUCCCUGUGGAUCCUGGUCUACCAGGGGGAAUAUCCCGGUCUACCGGGGGAAUAUCCCUGUGGAUCCCGGUCUACCAGGGGGAAUAUCCCGGUCUACCAGGGGGAAUAUCCCGGUCUACCAGGGGGAAUAUCCCGGUCUACCAGGGGGAAUAUCCCGGUCUACCAGGGGGAAUAUCCCUGUGGAUCCCGGUCUACUGGGGGAAUAUCCCGGUCUACCGGGGGAAUAUCCCUGUGGAUCCCGGUCUACCGGGGGAAUAUCCCUGUGGAUCCCGGUCUAAAGUAGUGCAUUUUUAUCAAGAAUUCAAUGCCAUUUCAGUGGCAGCAGUGUUAUGCGUUUUAAUAUUGUUAGCGACCCAUGGCCUGAGAGAAUAUUUACCACCUCGUAACCAAAUGUGUGAACAGACAAACAAAUGCUGCGGGUAUGUCAACAUCCAGUCAGCCAAAAAAAAUAAGAAAUGUAAUGUAUUUUAUGCAUGUUAUAGGAAUAGGUUGGAUAUUAUUCAUAUGAAGUGGAAUCACGUUGCAGGGGUGGGCAAAUGGGGGAGGGGAAAUUAUUAAAUGAAAGCUUUCUAUCUUUGAUUUUAGAAGUUGAGAGCUUAUAGUUAGGUCACCUACCUAAACACUGUAUUGUAGCUCUGAGACGUGACGCAGAGCUAUCGGUUCAACUAUCUACUGGUGCCUCUGUCGCCUUUUUUGUUGUUGAUUUCCCAUCAAUAAAGUUAAAUCAAAAAUA